Messenger RNA from Ustilaginoidea virens, 234 nucleotides. RefSeq lists its product as uncharacterized. The record is from RefSeq and is a predicted model, not a curated record. Bases 1 to 234 code for a protein of 77 amino acids. Lineage: Eukaryota; Fungi; Ascomycota; Sordariomycetes; Hypocreales; Clavicipitaceae. The transcript has a single exon.
AUGCCUGGCCCUCUCCGAGACUACUGCCUCGGCUCCGCUGUGGACAGUCAGUGGGAUGACAAAGCGCUGUUCGGCUUGGCCUGUUGUGAAGACGCCUGCGCAGACUGCUUCAUCUUCCUCCCGGCUGUCUUGUUCCUAGCUUGCCAUGAAAGCAAAAGUUAUCAGCCAGGCUCGGUGAUGCUCAUGUUGACACCCCAACUCAUUACUGACCUCGUGACUUCAAGUGUCGACUAG